UAAGUUUCAAAGAGAGCGAGUUGUAAGGAUCAGAAUUGCACGGACUUCAGUCUUCGCACACGUACCACUGAAUAUAGCGGUCACUCAUUGUAACUAAGCCAUGGAGCAAUCUCUUGGUCUGGGCAAACCCCAUAGCCAGUAUGUAGUCAGUGAUGUCUUAGGAAUCGAGAGCUUGGCAACUUCCUCCUCUAAGUUCCCCUCCUUGGUUUACAGAAGUUAUCAGACUCCAUCGGCAGACCUCCAAGCACCAUCAGAUCCCCAAGGACAUGCUGAUGGUGAAAGCUCUGUUACAGUGAGGAGAAAGCAACGUAGAAAUCGUACCACAUUCACAAAGCAACAAUUGCAAGAACUAGAAAAAGUAUUUGAUAAAAAGCAUUACCCAGAUAUCGCCCUCAGAGAAGAGCUUGCUGCCAAGAUUAACAUCAGCGAGGCGCGAAUCCAGGUUUGGUUUCAAAACAGACGAGCCAAAUGGCGAAAGAGACAAAACCCGUCGCAGAGUUUUACGAAAAAAGUGCGCUAUCAAAGCGAAAAACUUGGACCGCACCUGCCAAUUGCUCCCAGACCAAGUAUUCCCUGUGGACCACCGAACUACUUCCUUGGUUUACCGGGUGCAGUUCCUGUGAGCGCCCAUCACCACACAUAUCCAGGCAUUUUGACUUCUCUCAACGCUACAAACUCUAGUUACAUGUCUUCAUCGCAGCUACCAAUGCACAACGGUACGCUUUGGCCUUGCCAAGGCGCCGCUUUCUCAAGCCAUGCCGAACAACCUAAGAUGGCGCUGGAAGCGUUAAGAAUGAAGGCGAAGUCACACGCCUCUUCAAUGUCUGCGUUUGAAUUCGUUCCAUCGUACCAUUAGUUCACGGCUUACGCUACCUUGCCGAGCAAGAGAAAAAAUAGAACGAGAACGGUCCACCGAUGUAAAGUCAACGAAGAAUAUUGUUUUUGACAAACAGUUGAAAUAGCCAAAGAUUAACUUGAAAUGUCAAGGUGAAGCACUAUAGAAAAGUGCGAGAACUUGGGCGCAAAUAGUAGCAUUUUGAUAUGAGUAUUUCCUUUCAGCUAAGUCAGUGGAUAUAAGAACUCUUUUGGCUGAAAAGAGAAUUGUAAAAUUACCGAAAAACAAUCAUAGAAUUCUCGAUGAAUUUACGAUCAUUUGUAGUAUAUUAGAUUUUUAUAUUACAAAAAAAUUGCAAGACAUUUUAUCACGAAAGGUUUUCGCCUUGGUAGAGUAUUAAGCUUUACCCAAUAUAAAAUAAGAACGCACUUUAUUUAAGAUGUACUUUAUGCCUAUUUGCGCUAUUAGUAAAUUUUCUUUUGAAAGACUGUCAAUGGAAGCUCAUUAAUGAAGCCGUGAAUACUUCCAAGGCUUUUUCGCUUCGCCCCGCCUGGAACUUACAAACCCUAAGGUGCUAACAUACCUUAAGCAAGUACAUUUUCAACUAGCAAUUUCAAUAACUGUAUUAUCCAUAAACUAAAACAAUAUUAACGCCCUGGUACCACAUACAAGAAGAAAAAGUGAGAAUUAUUCUGUAAGAAAAGAUUAGAAAUCACCAAAACCUCAACAGGGAUGAAACUCAGUCAGUAACAUUUUAGUUCUUAUGAAUUUUCAGGGUCAAAGUAGUGAAGUAUUCUUCCUGUUUCUAAUAACUGUAUAGUUUGCUUUUGCGCUGAAUCAAUAAUUUAUGAAAGCUAAAUUUAUGCUAUGGAUAUAAAGAGAAUGGUCAGAAAUACGUCAGUAACAAAUAGCGUGCAUGUUAAUAGAAAUGGAAAAACGGACAAAUUUUUCUGAGAUCUUGAACUCAAACGAAGUUUAUCUCUUGUCUCAAAAAACAACAAACCGACACUAUUCAUUACUUUAAAAUGGAAUAACCACGUAACUUUUUAUACUUCACCGACAUAAUCCAUUAGAUCAAAUUUUCACAAUAAAGGAAAUUAAACACUUUAUAGUGAUGCGACCGUGUUCUCCUGAAAAGACAAUAAUUACAACAACAUUUACUUAACGGAGGUACAGUUUUUAGUUCGUUCAGAAGUCCUCAUGGAUAAGUACAAACUUACACGAAAGUUUAGUAAGUUACUUUGUUAUCAUUAAUCUCGCAAACAAGACUGAAAUGAUGUAAAAAGCCGGAAAAAUUCAAAUAAAAGUACUUACAAAACGUUA
Pocillopora verrucosa is the source of this 2158-nucleotide messenger RNA. RefSeq names its product retina and anterior neural fold homeobox protein 2. The record is from RefSeq and is a predicted model, not a curated record. Gene Ontology annotation, molecular function: RNA polymerase II transcription regulatory region sequence-specific DNA binding; DNA-binding transcription factor activity, RNA polymerase II-specific. Gene Ontology annotation, biological process: regulation of transcription by RNA polymerase II. Lineage: Eukaryota; Metazoa; Cnidaria; Anthozoa; Scleractinia; Pocilloporidae.